AUAAUCUGUGAUUGAGACAGUUUGUCAAAAGUUUUUGAACAGAACAUAGAAAUAAAAAAUACUCAACGGAUUUCGUUUGAGAAAGUUUUAAUUUCGAAUUUUCGCGAAUAUUCAAAUACAUUAAACACAUUCAUAAAAUAUAAGUUACAAUGGGUAAAGAGGAAAUGGUAUUAUUUUUAAGUGAGAAGAACAGACUCCAAACCUUUAAGAAAUGGAUAUUUUCUGAAGAACAUUCAUGCAAUGCAGCAAAGAUGGCUGAAGCAGGAUUCAUUCAUAUAGGAUCUUCAAAAGAACCUGACUUGGUUAAAUGCUUCUUCUGUAAUAAACAAUUAGAUGGAUGGGAACAAGAUGAUAAUCCCUGGGAGGAACAUGUAAGCCACUCCUCAAAAUGUAAAUUUGCAAUGAUGAGAACCCCUGAAGGAGAGAUGACACUUAACCAGUAUUUAGAUCUAGCAGAUUCCUUUGGAGAGAAAAUAAUCACUGAUAUUUUCGAUAAAAAACUUGAGACUUUAGAUGAAAUAUUCAAAUUAGCAGAAUCCAAAAAUUCUAAACACUAGGUUAUUUUCAAAUAUUUAUUUAUUUUAAUACUGACUGUUGUUGUAAAAAUGUAUAAUUUACAGUAUUAUGAUUAUGAAGCUUCAA
This is a messenger RNA of Coccinella septempunctata (seven-spotted ladybird), 642 nucleotides long. It is a transcript of the gene Det, whose product is annotated as baculoviral IAP repeat-containing protein 5. Lineage: Eukaryota; Metazoa; Arthropoda; Insecta; Coleoptera; Coccinellidae. The coding region runs from base 150 to 557 and encodes 135 amino acids. The transcript is spliced from 3 exons. The record is from RefSeq and is a predicted model, not a curated record.